Orbicella faveolata is the source of this 6902-nucleotide messenger RNA. Its product is annotated as protein tyrosine phosphatase domain-containing protein 1-like. Gene Ontology annotation, biological process: cilium assembly; protein dephosphorylation. The record is from RefSeq and is a predicted model, not a curated record. NCBI's taxonomy places the organism in Eukaryota, Metazoa, Cnidaria, Anthozoa, Scleractinia, Merulinidae. Gene Ontology annotation, molecular function: protein tyrosine phosphatase activity.
AAAAAAUUCAGACCAUCAUAAAAUCUCAUUCUUUUAUGACAGGAGCCUCAAACUUGGCAAUUUUGAUACUUUAGACAUGCUUUUUCUAUUUCUGGCUUUCGUUAAGUUUUAGUCCAUGAGUUUAUGAAAGUAGGUCACGUGAUGGCUUUAAUAGCUGCAAAGGGCCUAUUUACGAAAUAAUUUUAUGUGUGCGUUUUCAAAAUUCUUAUAAUUUCCCAAGCCUUUAGGUGAAGGUAAUAAUUUUAUUAGAAUUUUGGCAAAACGCAAGUGAAAUUCUUUCCUAUUUUCCAGAGUAUGCCAUUUGAUAUUUACCCAUUAAUAUCAUAGAUGACAGAUUAUGCUUACAAUUGUGAGGUUUUUUACGUGUUUAGAGGAAUUUUGUGUUAAAUUUGUUGCCAUGGCAAUUUCAUAAUUCAAAUUUUGCUGAAAUUUCGCACCAAAAUUAGGGAGUAAUGUUUUCACCCAUGAUAUUAUUGAAUUGUCUUACUUUGGGCUUAAUACAAGUUACUUUCUGAUUAAUUUUAGUGUUCUUGUCAAGUCUGUCUGUUUUUCAGCAUUGUGGUUGGGUGCUGUUAUCUGUAAAUCAAAUUUCUGCAAUUUUAACUCCUACCCGUGAUUUAAUGCAUCAGCUGUCAUGUUUCCACAGACCACAACAUAUUUUCUUAACCAUUGCACUCUCAACUGAUUGGAGGAUGUGAAAGUAUUGAUAUGUGGAAUGUAUCUCUAUACAUAGGCGAAAAGUGAGCACCUAAAUUUUUGUGUAGACGUGAAAUAAUUUUGGUUAUGUGUGACAUGCCCAUGGAAUGGCAAAAUAUUUUUUAUUUGAUUGAAAGCAACUUCUGGAUUUGCAAAGAAAAGCUGGAAAAACAUCUUAUUUCUGGUUCUCUUUCUUUGCAGCUGCAAAUUUGCUGCAUAUGAUACUUCUCUUUCAGUUUCAGUCUUUGAUAAAAAAGUUUUCCAUAUACGUACCAGGACAAAAUGUGUUCUCAUAUAUGACAUACCUCCCAUAGAUCUUCGGGCAAAUCAAAAUAAUCGCGGGCUCCGAAUACGGAAGUUGGCGCGGUUCCUGAGUGCUUCCUUGGUAACCAGACUCCCACACCAAUAAAAUAUGUAAAAUGCUACUUUGUAGCAUUGCGGAAAAGUAAUGAUUUCAACUCUGAUAGGGUUAGGAGGCACUGCUGUUAGUUUCUAAAUUUGAAAACUUGAACAUCAAUGGAUGAAAAUAAAGGUAGUUCUACUGGAGAGGUAAAAUGGACUCUUGGGGAAUCGCCGAAGAAAGAUGCCGGACCGAAAUAUUCGCGCAUUUCUGAGCACUUUCGGCAUGUCGCACCGGGUGCCCUCCAAUGCUCGAUGUUUUGUGGCGGAAAGCAGUGCAAGUAUGAAAACCCUGCCAAGAUGAAAAGGAAAGAAAUGGCGAUCAACGGACUAUAUUCUUCAUGGGUUACCCCAGAUAUCUUGGCGACUGCUCGGCCCUCCACAGAAGUUAUCAAGAAAUUUGACGUCAUCGGACAAUUUUCCCAAACGGGAAUUAAAUCGCUUAUUAACUUACAGCAUCCAGGAGAGCAUAGCAGCUGCGGCUUUGGUCUUGAGCCUGUUAGUGGCUUUUCUUACGUUCCAGAAGACUUCAUGAAAGAAGACAUUUUCUUCUACAAUUUUGGAUGGAAUGAUUAUGGUGUUCGAUCUUUGGAGUCCAUUCUCGAUAUGGUUAAGGUUAUGUCAUUUGCUCUGAAGGAAGGAAAGGCUGCUGUUCAUUGUCAUGCUGGGCUUGGCAGAACUGGAGUUCUCAUAGCUUGUUAUCUGGUGUUUUCCGAGAGAAUCGGAGCCGAGGAAGCUAUACACAAAGUUCGGUCAAACAGACCUAAAGCUGUACAGACUCGAGGCCAGAUUCAAUGUGUCAUUGACUUCACUAACUUUCUACAUCAUCUUUGGAUUGUCUACUCGUCCUGUGCUUCCAGUGCGAAUCCAUUUACAUUACAACAGUACCUCAAACGUCAGAGGCUUGUUUUGCAUGGUAUGGAGGCUCGAAUGCUCAAACAUGUCCCCAAACUGGUUUACGUCUGUUGCUGUCGACUAUUAGAAGUCGCAGGUGUGAAAGGGGAAAAUGAUCCCUUAACAUGGGCUCUCUCCCAGGAAGUGAAAGCCGUGUUUGCAGAAGUGGAUGAAAGUGAUAUUAGUAAGGAUGGAGAAAGUGUAAACGAUACAGAAUGUCUUCAAACAUCUCUGUCAGACAAUGUUGCACAUUCCUUGCGACAUAACCCUUAUGUAGAUUCUUGUCUUCCACCGUUGGAAUCUUCACAAGUUCAUCGUACUGAAAGCUGUGAUGUGUUUGAAGAAGAUACUGCAAAGAAGGAUCACUUUGAUCAUUAUGGGGAAGGCUCAUUGGAUGGUGGACUGCUGCAACCCCCUGAGGUAGGAGCUGAUGUAAGGCGUGGUUCUGAGCCAGUGGUGAUACAUUCUAGUCCAAGAACGUUUCAUCGUGUGAAACUGGAACCACUUAAUCUGUCAGGCAGAAAGAAAAAAACAGAGAAAAAAAGAAAAGUGAAAAAGACACGGGGUGAAAGUCUGGAAGCCAAAAGUAACAACACAGCAGAAAAAGGUAUCAGUAGUGUCCUUUCCUCUUUGAAGCAAAAUGAGAGACUUUCAACAACAAAUGACAGAAUCCAAGUGGCAAAGUCUCUGGCAUCAAGUGCCUGUGCUGAUAGCAGCGUUCACAGUCGAACAGAGAGAAUCAAGCGAAAACUCAACAAUUCAGACAGCUGGGAGGAAGUUCACACUGAAAGUGAUCCCUGGGUUCUAACUCGGUUGUUGUGGGCUUGGUUGGGAAGCUUAGUGGAACCUGUUCUCAGUGAGAAAGAAGUGUCACUAUUAGAAGAAAAUAUUGAUGACCCGGUUGAAGGGGUGAAGAAGCUACAACGAGGUGACCGAGAUACUUUGGAAUGCCUGGUAACUACCGUAUGUGAGUUGGAACCCUUACCAGAGGAAGUGGGUGACCGAGUGCUUCGUCAAAUUGCCAUGAUCCUCACUCAGGACAAGAAGUUGUCUUUAACUCAACCCAGAGCUGUCCUUAACAGAUCAGUGUCAUCCUCAGAUGAUGCUGUCGAAAAUGCUUUAGAGAGAGAACAGGGGGUCAAUACUCCAGAGCCUGAGGUGCACUCUCCAUCUUACCGAUUGCUUCUAUUCCUGAGAGAGCUUGUGAAGACGCUAAAACAUUUAGCAGGGAUACUACCAAAAUGAAGGACAUUAACAAUGAUUUAUUUAUUAAUAUUUAAUAAUCAAAAUACCAUUCUUGUCCCCAGAGCCCACAAUCCUUCUGGCCUGCAGCAGGGAUCAAGGGCUCUGGCUGGACCCGAUUUUCUGAGCAUGCGCAGAGUAUUCAUUUCGUAUUCUCAGCCAAUCAGAUUUGCUAGAUUUGACGGGAAGUCUGUGAAUUGUGGACUUCUGUUGUUGGACCAGCCCAGAGCUCUUGAUCCUUUCUGCAGGCCAGAAGGAUCGUGGGCUCUGAGGACGAGAAUGUCAAAAUACAUGUACAAUAUUCUCCUCAACCAGUGUGUCACUGGUGACAGAAAGUCACAAUUAACUGAGAUCAAGAGAUAAUAAUGUUUACUGUAUAACAACAAGGGAUAUUCCAUGCCUUGGAGGACACAGAAAAAAGCCUGUUCUAAGCAUUUGUUUGGUUGGGUAGCAGUGAAGAAUGGCGAAUGAAAAAAAGUAGUAAGGUUAGAUGAAAAGAUGACUUUUUCCCAUAAGUUUUUUUUUUUGUACUGCUCCAUUAUGUGAGCUGAAUGCUAAGAGGAGGCUAGAUUGAAAACAUAUUAAAAAGUCUCUUUUCAUGUAGAUAAAUUGUUUAACUGGAAAUGAAACUAAGUUUGUUGGGUGCACCUUGGAUUAAAUAUUGGCUACCAGAUACAAGACCCCACAAGUCAUGCCAUCAAGUGUGGCCAAUGAAAGUGGAGCAUGCUACUCCAUACCCAGCUAUAGUAGUGACAAAGGCUUAGCUGGUGUCAGAGUGCUACUUAGCCUGGUAUGUAUAAUUUUUACAUGAAAGAGAUAGGGGUGCAUCCACACAACUGAAUACAAAAUUAAGAAUUACAGUAACGCAAAAUGCUGCACACAGAGAUAAUACCCAAACACCAAACAAAGGCAUCAUACACACACGUGCGUAGCUCUAGAAAUCUAACAAUAGUGAUAUACCGAUAUUUAUAAAUACAUUUAUUGUUAAAUAAUUAGGUCAGCUGGUAUGACAGAAUUCUUCCUACAACAUUGUUGUGAAUUUUUUAAUCUGAAAGGGAGAUAUCUCACCCUAUGCUUGUAUACACCUUUUAAAGCUAGUCUGUAGUACUAUCAAUAUAUAUUAUACCAAAGGUUGGCAGUCAUAUAACAAAACAAGUUACUAAAAUAUACUCAAUUUUUUUCUUUGAUUUGAUUUAUGAAACUUCCUCUGGAAAAUGUGGGGAAAAGCAUUUCCAAGCCUCUAAAAGUAGAAAUUUCCCAGGGGCGAACAUUAACUUUCUUCUAAGUUCAUAUUCCAUGAAAAUAAUGUAUGCCACUCCCUGUAAUGUAUAACUUUGAAUUCUUAUUACAACAUAAUUUUAUUACUGCAACAUAAUUUAUUACAUAAAUUUAUUUAUUAUGUAAUUUAUUACGUAUUGCAACAUAUUUUUACUUAAUUUCUUAUGCAUGUCUGGUAAAGAAACUUGCAACUUUUGGACCAAGGUGUAAAUUUGUAUGAAUUACACAAUGUUGAAAGUAUAUUCUUAUUUAGCACAACUCGCAAAGGUGUACAGUUCAUGAUGCUAAACUGAAAGUGACUCUUGCAUGAGUUCAAGUGAUAAUAUCCACUUGUACAUAGACCAUCAUGUGAGCUGUCAUUGUUGCAUGAAUAAAGAUGUUUCGUACAGAGUUGCUUUUCACUGUUCUAUUUAGCAAAUAAAAUACCAGAAAAUAUAGAAGGGCCACAGCCAGGAUGAAACAUGGUGAAAUAUAACGUCUUCUAGCUAAAAGUAUGUAGAACACAAGCUUUUGACUUGCUUGUUAUAAAGACAGGAAUAGCCCAGGCUCACAGUAUGACUUUAUAUAAUAUGUCAAAUUAUUCUCCCAUUUUGAUUGGCUCUGAUCUAUGAUCAAUUGGGGGACAGACAUGUAGAUGAUAUCAUUUAUUUUGUUUGUUUCUUUAUUAAUUUAUUAUACAAAACAAACAGAUUCAAAUUGCUGUGCAUCUUCAAUAAUUUUAGCUAAUUUUCACAGAACACGUAAGAACAUCAGUGAUGAGUGGCUCACCUACCGUAAAAUCCUAUGACACUUUUUUCUACCACAUUUUGAUGUCAUCUGUCAUCAAUUAUUGACCAGAUGCACCACAACAUGGCUAGAACAGCAAAAUGUAAUAAGUGGUACUUUAUCUCUUGAAUAGGCAUCUAAACAAUACCUGAUUGUUACCUACCUGGCCAAGGCAAAAAAAAACCGACAAAAACACGUUGUUGGGCUUCAUAACCAUUCCUCUCUCUUAACUAAGGUUUGAUUUGGCCAGUGUUACAUGAGUAGGACCUGGGAGCAAAUUGCUAAACUCAUUUCUGUUGGUUACUGGACCCCACUAAUUCAGACUUGCUGGGUUAUUUCAAACUCCCUGUCAUAGUGAACUGAAAUCCAUUUCUUCCUUCUGAUUUUCACUAGCUAUUAUUGUCAGCAAUUUUGAAUUGGAUAAUUUUGAACUGGCCCACCAUUUUGAACUUUUCUUUCCUUGGAGUUUGAAAUAGCAGAGCCCAGCUACAUGUCCAUAGUCUAAUAAAUCAGCAUAAAACUGAUCAUCCUACCACUUUGGAACUUGACCGUGGCUUUCAAAACUCAGAUCAUUCAUCAAGCUUGAAUAAUUACAACAGGGUGGGGUGGGAAGAAACCGUUCAUAACCAAAUCGAAUGGUAUUCGAUUUUUAAACUUUGGGUACUUUUCGUCAACUUUCUCAAAUUCUCUAUAACUGCUGUUUACUGACGUGCUCUUACAUCAAACAUGUGAUUAGCCAGAGUUCUUUGAUGAUUUUCCUUAUAAUGUUGUUUGAAACUUUCCAAACUUUUAAACGGGGUUCUUAUUCGGAAUGUAGUCCUUCGCAGAAGGGGAUGGCUCCUCUCAAAGUAUUUCCAUUCGCCACGAACGUUUUGGAAAAAAAGACAAAAGACGAGUCGUAAAAUGUCUGUAAAGGAAGUUGGAGAGGAAAAAUUGCUUGACGUGCUUGAGUACACAAUGCAUACUGGGUGGGUAGGACUCUUUCCUGCAUCGUACCCAGGGGCCUCUUUUUCUAGGUCGGAGCUUUCAGUUUUCGUAGGUGCACGUGAACGUGGAAAGGGCGGUGUCCUUGAUCCUUUGCGCUUGGUCGAAAAUACCAAAAGCCGCCUCUGCACGAGAUUAAAGGGGCGGCGCCUGUUACUGAACUAAGUAGGAAAUUUUUUUUCAAUAAAAGACAACUCCUCUUUUUAGUUCACUGAAGAUAGCAACAACAGUCAAAACCACUCAGUGUAAAGCAUCAAAUGUCGGCCACGGUCUCUUUCCUGACUGGAGUCAAGACGCUACUUCACCUCUCCAGAGAUUAAGCUGAUACAAGUGCUUCGAUCAAAAGGCAUCGCGUUGUUAGGGCGUCGAUUAUUAAUGUACGGCGCCUAUUCGAGUAAAUAACCUGACUAUGGUAUUCUUUUUUUGAGGUGGUCAAAUGUAGAUAGGACAGGAAGGUUACUUUUAAUAUCUUAAAAUUAAAACAAAGACAAGCAAAUUCUGUACUCGCAUAUGAUCAUGUUUGUAAACGAUGCAGUUAAAAUGGCAGGUUUAUUCAGGCCCCGUGCACACUACGCAGGAGGAAUUUGAAAACGCAGCUUUAUUUCUCUGGUUAGGCCUACCGUCCACACUUGUCCGUCACGAAA